AUGCUACCGUCGCGGACAAGCUGGGCGAAAAGCCCUUCUUUCGCUGCGAUCUUCGUCAAUACAGCUCGAAGUAUGUGGCGCUCCGUCGCCAAGCAGAUGCCCGUGCUGAAUCGUGCGAUAGCGCGCAGCUCGCAGGUCGUGGCGAUGCCCGUCACCUGUCGUGUGUGUACCGCAGCCCCGCUUGCGUCCGUCGUCCAACAGUGUGCGUCCGCAUCGCUGCAGACCCGCACACUAUCGUCCAAGGCCAGCGAUGACUACGCGCUGAACCUGGCCAAAGUUAUAGCCCCGGAGGCCACGCUUGAGGAGUUUAAGCAGCUGUAUCGUACGCCUGGCGCCAAGCAUACGACGGUCAUCAAGAUCGGCGGCGAUGUGAUCAUCCACGAGCUCGAGACGCUCAUCGAGUCGCUUCGAUUCAUGAAAGACACUGGUCUCUUCCCCAUUCUCGUGCACGGCGCUGGCCCACAAAUGAACACUGAGCUGGACAAACAAGGCGUAGAGCCUCAAUACGUAGGCGGCAACCGCGUCACGGACCAGAAGACACUCGACAUCGCUAAGAAAAUCUUCAUCGACACCAACGCCACGCUCGUGGCCGCUCUUAACAAGGCCGGACUGCCGGCCAAAGGUAUCACCAGCGGCGUCAUCCAGGCCGACUUCAAGGACAAGGAAGUCUACGGCUUCGUGGGCGAGGUGAACACCAUCCACGGUGACCCCGUACAGGCUGUCAUUGAUGCCGGUGAGAUUCCCGUGCUGUCGUGUCUGGGCGAGAGCGCCGACGGUCAGACACUCAACAUCAACGCUGAUGUGGCUGCUCGCCAGCUGGCCCUGAACCUCCAGCCACUCAAGACCAUCUUUGUGAAUGCUAAGGGCGGCUGGAUCGAAGACGACGGUACUAAGCUGAAGACGAUCAACAUGACCAAGGACUACGAACGCAUGGCCGCCCGCGACUACACUGGCCGUCAAGGUACACUGCUCAAGCUGAACGAGAUCAAUACUUUGCUGCACGGUCUGCCGUCGACUUCAUCGGUGGUUCUCACGUCGGCGUCGGAGCUUAUGCGCGAAAUCAUCAGCAAGAAGAGCGCCGGUACGACGUGCAUCAAGGGCGAGAAACCUGCUGAUACUAGCGCGAAAUCCGCUGCCAAGGUGUCGGCUAUUCCGCGUGGCCCUAACGGCAAGUACCGUGUGGGUCUGCUCGGCGCUCGUGGAUAUGUUGGUCGUGAGUUGAUUCGCGUGAUUGGCCGCCAUCCCGAGCUGGAAUUGGUGUGUGCUAGCUCUCGUGCGUUGGAAGGCGAGAAGGUGCUGGAUGUCGCUGCGGCUCCUCCUCUUAACCCGCACACCAAGCUUCCGGCCAAGCCGGUUGAGGACGUGAUGCUGAACAUCGAUCCUGAGCUCAAGUUCUGCGAACUCGGACUGGACAGCAUCCCAUCAUCCCCGUUUGGAGAGAGUGUCGAUGUGUGGGUGCUGGCUCUACCCAACGGCUACUGCGAGGACUACGCCACGGCUCUGGAUGCGCUCCGUCGUAAGGACAAGAUCAUCAUCGACUUGAGUGCUGACCAGCGCUUCAACGCCGAGUGGACUUACGGUUUGCCGGAGGCUCCGGGUGGUCGCACGCGACUCCAAGGCGCCACGCACAUUGCGAACCCGGGCUGCUACGCCACUGGUGCGCAGGUCGGAUUGAUGCCGCUGCUUGGUGGCAAACCGGAGGUGAGCGGCAAAUUGGUCGACGAGAGCGUUCCUCCCCACGUGUUCGGUAUUUCUGGCUACAGCGGCGCUGGCACAAACCCUUCUGCGGCCAAUGACCUGAACAAGCUCCAGGACAACAUCAUUGCCUACAAGUCCGUGAAGCACAUUCACGAGAACGAAGUCAGUCACCAGCUAGGCACGCCCGUUCGGUUCAUGCCGCACGUGGCACCGUACUUCCAGGGCAUCCACCUCACGGUGUCUGCUCAGCUUGCUGACAACGGACUUAUUACCUCGGCCAAGCAGGCUGAGGAGCUCUACCACGAGUUUUUCGCGAGUGAGGCUUUGGUCAAGGUCAAGUCCGACAUCCCGUUCGUCAUGGACAACGCGUACCACCCGCACGUGGCUGUGGGCGGCUUCCAGCUGGACCCGGACACGGGUCGUCUUGUGGUGAUUGCCACCAUCGAUAAUCUCCUCAAGGGUGCAGCUACGCAAGCGGUGCAGAACAUUAACGUUGCCCUGGGUAUCGACGAGUACUCGGGCAUCGACCUUGAGUAG
Phytophthora infestans T30-4 is the source of this 2235-nucleotide messenger RNA. RefSeq lists its product as uncharacterized. The coding region runs from base 1 to 2235 and encodes 744 amino acids. Gene Ontology annotation, biological process: L-arginine biosynthetic process. NCBI's taxonomy places the organism in Eukaryota, Oomycota, Peronosporomycetes, Peronosporales, Peronosporaceae. Gene Ontology annotation, molecular function: acetylglutamate kinase activity; N-acetyl-gamma-glutamyl-phosphate reductase (NADP+) activity; NADP+ binding. Gene Ontology annotation, cellular component: cytoplasm; mitochondrial matrix. The record is from RefSeq and is a predicted model, not a curated record. The transcript has 2 exons.